CACACAACUCACCCACUAAGGACAAUGGCAAUAACAUUCAAGUACCUUAUUACCAUCCUCUUCCUUACCGUCGUUAUCAGAGGGUCUAGUUACUGUUCCUUGAACAACAUCAAUAUUGGGACCACAAGGAGUGGGAGAAUAAUAGAUGGCAAGCCUGAGUGGAACGUUGUUUUGAUCAACAAUUGUUCUUGUGUACAAAGCCACAUACGGUUGGCUUGCAAAGGAUUUCGAAGUGUAGAAAAUGUUAAUUCAUCAAUUCUUUCCAUACAGGGUGAUAGUUGUCUCCUUAUCAACGGCUAUCCCUUGAAGGGUUUCGACACUGUUCGCUUCUCCUAUGCAUGGGAUCCUCCUUUUUUACUUAUGCCUACAAGCUCUCGCAUAUAUAGAUGUUGAUAAUUAAUUUUGAUAUAAACCAUGCUAUGGAUUUCAGUGGGAAUGCUAUGGAUAUUAGC
Molecule: messenger RNA, 452 nt
Organism: Cajanus cajan (pigeon pea)
Lineage: Eukaryota; Viridiplantae; Streptophyta; Magnoliopsida; Fabales; Fabaceae
Source: RefSeq, a predicted model, not a curated record